Molecule: messenger RNA, 880 nt
Organism: Chenopodium quinoa (quinoa)
Lineage: Eukaryota; Viridiplantae; Streptophyta; Magnoliopsida; Caryophyllales; Amaranthaceae
Product: glycine-rich protein 23-like
Exons: 1
Coding region: 196-642 (148 amino acids)
Source: RefSeq, a predicted model, not a curated record
AACACGGUUAUUAUUAGAUGACCAUGUAAAUUAAUUAUUGAGCUCUACAACCAUUCCAAUCUUUUGGCAACACAAAUUGCGUAAUCCCUAUAGUCAAAUCCAUCACUAUAUAAUCCCUUUAAGAAGUUCUCUAUUUCUCAUUCCAAGUCUUUUAAGAUUCCAUACUUAGAUAAAGAAACCCUAAUUAACACAAAGAUGACUUGCUCUAAGGUUUUCCUAUGUUUGUUUCUUGGUGCACUAGUUUACACUACUAGUGCUAGGAAGCUAGCUAACUCUCAUUCUUAUGAUGAUGAGAAGUUUUUUUUCGGGCACCAAAGUGGAGGCAUAGGAUUCGGUGGUGGAGGUGGAGGUGGUGCCUGUCUUAGGGGUGGUUUUGGAUAUGGUGGUGGUGCUGGUAUUGGUGUUGGUGGAGCUGGUGGUGGACUUGGGGGUGGAUUCGGCGGAGGGGGUGGUGUUGGUGGCGGUGCUGGGUUUGGAGCUGGAGGGGGAGCUGGAGCUGGUGGUGGAUUAGGUGGAGGAGCAGGAGGUGGUGGAGGGUUUGGAGGUGAUGGAGGCAAUGGCCUCGGUAGUGGGCUUGGUGGUGGUGCGGGAGCUGGAUUUGGUGGAGGUGCUGGUGGAGGACUUGGACAUAAAUAUCCUUGAACACACUUCACCAAUUAAAUCACAAGCCAAGUAAUACUAAGUAGGUUUUGUACUAGUAGUUUACUUUUUAAUUAUGUAUGUCAUGCAUGGUUUCGUACGUAAGAGCAAAUAGCAUGUAAUGUAACAGUCAACUGGUGCUUAAAGUGUUCCUAAUUGCUGGUGGGUUGCUUUAGCUUUACUUGUAGUGAUACACUUGAAAAGUGUUUAAUAAUAAAUUUCAUACCAUUUAGAAGUGAAA